This is a messenger RNA of Porites evermanni, 879 nucleotides long. NCBI's taxonomy places the organism in Eukaryota, Metazoa, Cnidaria, Anthozoa, Scleractinia, Poritidae. The record is from the annotation of a GenBank genome assembly.
AUGUUCUCCAAAGGCCGGACGUAUUCUCGCUUUCGUUUCCAUUUCAGCCGUGUUUUACUUUUGGCGUUCUUGCUGAACUCAGUAAACUCUCCAACUCAGGCUUUCUUUCUGCCGGGAGAAUGUGUAGAGGUACUGAAAAAUCCCAGCUUGGCAGCACUAAAAAAUGAUCCAAAGUUCCAAAUGAACCUAAAAGACUGUAUGCAGAGAAUAGUCAUGGGUUUGCGGCAAACCAACUGGAAAGCAGUGCAAGUCUCGAUCCCUAAAGAUUUGAAAGAUCUUAUUGGAAAGAUUCCAAACUUGAUGGAAAAGGCAGUUCCCUAUACGGGUACAGAGCUUGUGCUGUUGUCUUUUUAUUUAGUGGGCAAGAGUAUAGAGUUGUAUCAGAAUGCAGUGGAUUUGGAAAUAGACUACAGACGGCACCACAUUGUUUUCCCAAAGGAGGAACUAACAAUCAUUAUAGAUUCAAUAGAGAACGAUUUCUUGCCACAGUUUCAAAAUGGUAACACUGCCAGCAUACCACGAAAAAUUAAGAAGCUGAGUCAAAUGCUGAGUCGAUAUUUGAAGGUGCUAGAGGAUUUGCUUCAAUCUGUUUACAAGGAUGUGAAGAAAGGCACUAGCAACAGAAUAUGGUCUGCUGCAUACGGUUCUGCUGCCGUUGCUGUGUGUGGUUCCUCGUUCAUCGGUGGGAAUCCUGUGGUAAUCACUAUUACAUGCGGUGCUGGUAUUGGUACUGCAACGAAGUUUUAUGACACCUACAUAUAUACAGGCAAGACGCUUGAAAAGUUAGAUCUGCUAUGGAAAGAGGCCGCGGAGAUGCGUAAGAAGAUCGGCAAGUACAAUGUCAUUCUUGAGCUCAUGCAGUUGAGAGAUGAAGACUAA